Molecule: messenger RNA, 3270 nt
Organism: Onychomys torridus (southern grasshopper mouse)
Lineage: Eukaryota; Metazoa; Chordata; Mammalia; Rodentia; Cricetidae
Gene: Satl1
Product: spermidine/spermine N1-acetyl transferase like 1
Exons: 7
Coding region: 1-3270 (1089 amino acids)
Cellular component (GO): cytosol
Molecular function (GO): N-acetyltransferase activity
Source: RefSeq, a predicted model, not a curated record
AUGGACCAACCAGGCAUAAACCAACCAGGUUUGAACCAACCAAAUGUAACACAACCAGGUGCAAGUGAACCAGAUAUGAACCACCCAGACAUAAGACAAUCAGGCCCAGGCAAAACAGACAUGAAUCAAACAGUUAUGAGCCAAGCAGGCAGAAGCCCAUACAAUAUGAAACAACCAGGGCCCAGCCAACCAAACAUCAACCAGCCAAGCACGAGUCAACAAGGCAUGAACAAACCAGGUGUGACAAGAUCAGGUGCAAGCCAAACAGAUAUGAACCAACCAGGCCCAAGCCAACCUAAUAUGAAACAACCAGGGCCAAGCAUGGAUCAGCCAGUCAAGAGCAAACCAGACAUGAGCCAACAAGGUAUGAGGCAGCCAGACCCAAGCCAACUGGAUAUGAAACACCUAGGCAAAAGACAACCAGACAUGAAUCAAGCAGGCAUGAGCCAAACAAGCAUAUGGCAGCCAGGCCCACCUCCUCCCAACAUGAAGCAAAUGAACUCAUGGCAAUGGGGUCCAGGGUAUCCAGGUAGGAGACCACCAGACAUGUGGCAAAUAGAUCAAAGGAAUCAGGGAAUGAGACAAUCAGACACAGUGCAACCAGGUCCAAGCUAUGCGGGACAGAGACAACCAGAUACAUGGAAAUCAGAUCCAAGCUAUCCAGGAAUGAAACAAAAAGAAUCACAGCAAUGGGGGCCAAGCUCUGCAAGCUUCAGACAAACAGAUGCAUGUCAAUGGAGCCCAAGGCACUUAAACAAAAAAUUUUCAAAUUCAUGGCAAGCACACGUAGAUUUUUCAGCCAUCAGACAAUUAAGCUUCAGACAACAAGAUCCCACUGAACCAGGUAGGAAACAAUUUGACACAUUGCAACCAGACCCUCUUCAACCAGGUAUGAGACUGACAGUACCAAGCUCAGGACAACCAGGCCCCAGACAACCAUGUAUGAGACAAAAUGACAUACAGCAAUUGGACCUUAACCAACAAGGCAUGAAACAGUUGAGCACAUGGCAACCAGGCCUCUGCCCACAAGGCAUGAGGCAAUUGGGCACAUGGCAUCCAGGCCCCAGCCCACUAGGCAUGAAACAGUCAGGCACAUGGCAACCAGACCCCAGCCCACUAGGCAUGAAACAGUCAGGCACAUGGCAACCAGGCCCCAGCCCACUAGGCAUGAAACAGUCAGGCACAUGGCAACCAGACCCCAGCCCACUAGGCAUGAAACAGUCAGGCACAUGGCAACCAGGCCCCAGCCCACUAGGCAUGAAACAGUCAGGCACAUGGCAACCAGACCCCAGCCCACUAGGCAUGAAACAGUCAGGCACAUGGCAACCAGGCCCCAGCCCACUAGGCAUGAAACAGUCAGGCACAUGGCAACCAGACCCCAGCCCACUAGGCAUGAAACAGUCAGGCACAUGGCAACCAGGCCCCAGCCCACUAGGCAUGAAACAGUCAGGCACAUGGCAACCAGACCCCAGCCCACUAGGCAUGAAACAGUCAGGCACAUGGCAACCAGGCCCCAGCCCACUAGGCAUGAAACAGUCAGGCACAUGGCAACCAGACCCCAGCCCACUAGGCAUGAAACAGUCAGGCACAUGGCAACCAGGCCCCAGCCCACUAGGCAUGAAACAGUCAGGCACAUGGCAACCAGACCCCAGCCCACUAGGCAUGAAACAGUCAGGCACAUGGCAACCAGGCCCCAGCCCUCUAGGCAAGAAAUUGUCAGGCACCUGGCAACUGAGCUUCAGCCAACUAGGCAUAAGACUGUCCAACACAUGUCAACUAGGCCCUAGACCACCAGCUAUGAUGCAAUUAGACACAAAGCAACUUGGCCCCAGCCUAUCAGGCAUGAAAGAUUUAGACAUAGAGCAAUCAAGCCCCAGCCUACCAAGCAUGACAAAAUCUGACACAUGUCAAUCAGGCCCCAGCCAAUCAGGCAUGAAAGAGCCAGACAGAUGGCAACCAGGCACCAGUCAACCAGGCAGGAUAGAGUUGAACACACAGCAAUCAGGCACCAGCCAACCAGGUAUUAAACAGUUGCAUUCGUGGCAAUGGGGUCCCAACUACCCAGGCAGGAUAGAAUCAGAAAAAUGGCAAAUAGGCCCCAGCCCCCCAGGUAUGAGACAAUUGGAUUCAUGGCAACCAGGCCCAAGCCAAUUGGGCAUGAGAUAUUCAGACCCAUACCCACGGGUCCCAAGCCGCUACUCAGGAAUGAGACAGUCAGAUUUAUGGCAACUGAGCCCCAGACAAUUAGGCACAAGACAAUCAGAUGCAUGGCAAACAUGUCCAAGCCACCCAGGCAUGAAACAAUUGGAUACAUGGCAACAAAGUCCCAUAAUCCCUGGUGUAAGACAAUUAUACACAUGGAAGCCAAGCACCAGUUUCCCAGGCACAGGACAAUCAGAAAAAUGGCAAUUAGAUCCCAGCAACCCAGACAUGAGACUAUCAGAUAUUUGGGAACCAAUGCCAAAGCAAUCCAAGACAAAUACCACCCAACCAGGAACUAGUCAAUUAGAUACAAACCAAAUAGGCACUACCCAACCAAGGAGCCAAGGAGAAAUGGCACAAUCAGAUACAUCAAUGACAAGUCCAAGCCAACCAGAGAUGAAAGCCAGCUCAUCAGACACCACCAGCCAAUCAGACUUAAGUCAAAUAGGCAUAAGUCAACCAGAUAAAAGUCAAUUAGAGCCAAGUGAAUCAAGCAUGAGUGAUUUUGGUACAAAUCAACAAGGAAUGAUUCAAUUACCCACGAGAAAAACAAGUACUGUUCCUUUCUACAUAAGACCUGCUGAGCCUCAGGACUGCCCAGAUAUCCUGCAACUGAUAAAAGAAAUGGCUUCCUAUGAAGGCAUGCAAGAAAACGUGGCAUUAACAGAACUGGAUUUAUUCAGGGAUGGUUUUGGAGAUAAUCCACUUUUCUACUGCAUGGUUGCAGAAGUACCCACUCAACAAACAGAAUCAGGAGUAAAAACUAUUGGAUUUGCCAUGUACUACUACACAUACAACCCAUGGAUUGGCAAACUGCUUCACCUAGAGGAUUUUUACAUCACUGAAGGUUACCAAGGUCUAGGUAUUGGGGCUGCUAUGCUGAAGAAGCUAAGUCAGAUAGCCAUCAACACCCAAUGCAGUGCCAUGCAGUUUCUUGUUGUCAUUUGGAAUGAGGAUUCCGUUGUGUACUAUACUCGCCAAGGGGCUGUGGACCUUUCCUGUGAGGAAGGCUGGCAUUUGUUCAGAUUUAACAUGGAAGAUCUCCUGGAACUUGCAGAGGAAACAUGA